This is a messenger RNA of Drosophila grimshawi, 4096 nucleotides long. RefSeq names its product solute carrier family 22 member 5. Gene Ontology annotation, cellular component: membrane. The transcript is spliced from 5 exons. The record is from RefSeq and is a predicted model, not a curated record. The coding region runs from base 62 to 1816 and encodes 584 amino acids. Gene Ontology annotation, molecular function: transmembrane transporter activity. Lineage: Eukaryota; Metazoa; Arthropoda; Insecta; Diptera; Drosophilidae. Gene Ontology annotation, biological process: transmembrane transport.
AAUCUCAACCGGAGCCGAGACGAGAUUGCUGUAGAGGCAGAGAGAGAUAGAAGAUUGCAUUAUGGAUUUUGAUAAAAUGCUUGCAAAGUGCGGGGAUGCGGGUCGCUAUCAGUAUUUGAUGCUGCUGCUGCUCGGUUACAUUGCGUUUACCAGCACUGUACACUACUAUUCCCAGAAUAUAAUCGGAUUUGUGCCUCAACAUUGGUGCUAUCACGAUCAGCUGGCGAAUCGCAGCCCCGACGAUAUCGCCGCCAUCUAUGCUCCAUUUGGCAAGGAUGCUUCCUGCACGCGUCUGGAGACGAUCGAGUGGCUCCAAGUUGGCCAUAAUCUGACUGUGAGCAGCAAGAGUUGCGAUCGCUGGAUAUACAAAUAUGACUAUGGAUUUCGUAGCAUGAAUGCCGAGCUCAAUUGGGUCUGCGAGGAUGCGUACAAGGCUCGCAUUGGGCAGUCGAUGUUCUUUUUGGGCUCUUUGCUGGGCACCUUUUCUUUUGGCAUGCUGGGCGAUCAUAUUGGCCGCGUUCGUGUUGUAAUCUUGGCCAAUCAGUGUGGAUUUGUCGGCGAUUUUCUUACUACGUAUGCCACGAAUCUGGUUCAGUUUAGCGCCUUUCGCUGCAUCUCUGGCUUGGCUGCAACCGCCAAUUAUUAUCUCAUGUUUAUUCUAGUGCUGGAGUACUUGGCGCCCAAGUUAAGAAAUUUGGCUAUCAGUGGCACAAUUGGACUCUGUUGUUGUUUGGGCGCUUUGGUUGCGCCAUGGCUUUCUGUUUUGGCCGGCAACUGGCGAAUUUAUUUGACUUUCUCAGCGCUGCUGCAGCUGAUUGUGGCCCUCUUCUAUUUUGUGGUGCAGGAGAGCGCCCAGUGGCUGAUUACACGCAACAAUGUUGAGGGCGCCAUUGCCAGACUGAAGCACAUCGCCCAUUUUAACGGUUGCAAGGUGCUCCCCUCGGAUUUUGAAGCGUUUCGCCAAUAUUGUGCGAACAAACGCAAACAGGAUAAACAACAGCAAAAGGCAACUUUGCUGGAUCUGCUGCGAACGCCUCAUUUGCGCCAAACAGCGCUAAUUAUGGUUGUGACUUUUAUGUUGACAUCGCUGAGCUUCAAUACCAUCUCACGCAAUGUGGAGGGACUGGGACUGUCGCCAUUUGUGAUAUUCUCGCUGUUUGCAUUGGUGGUGCUGCCGUCUGGUUUUCUGCAGGGUCUGCUGCAGACUCGUCUGGGCAGAAAGGCCACCUGUUUCCUGGCGCUGUUUGCCACCAGUCUGAUGUCUUGUGCUUUGGGCAUGUCACUCGUCUACGAGGGCGAACAAUUGAAUGCAACAUUGCUGCUGGCAUUUGCACUCCCAACCCGACUGGGCAUCUCCAUGUGCUAUACGACAACCUCGCAGUACUCGUCGGAACUGUUGCCCACCUGUGUUCGCUCCAGGGGCAUCGCGACGGCUCACUUGGCUGCUGCGGCGGCUUCUUUCGCCUCACCUUAUCUAAUCCAUCUGGGCACCAAGUUUGCUGCAGGACCUCCCCUGAUUUUGACAGCGGUGCUCCUGAUUGCCGCCUUCUGUACACUCUUUUUGCCGGAAACGAAUAACAGACAAUUGCCCAUAACACUGGAGGAUGGCGAGGCAUUUGGCAGGGGCGAGUCUCUGUUGUCCUUCGAUUGCUGUCGAGCCACAAACGAUGAUGAUGACGAUGAUGAUGAUGUGCUCAAACAGCCCGCCGAGGAGCUUAAACUAAAUGCCCUCAAUGCGGGAGUGCGUAGCAGCGUCGAAGCGGAAACGGAUACGGAAGCGGAAGUAGAUGUAAUAGAAACAAGUAGAAACAGUUAGCUUUCGCAGGCUGACGCCCAGAUACCCUUGCAGAACAAAUUGAGAUUGAAAGCACAAUAAAUCACACCCAGCCCAAAAAAAAUAAAAUACCCUCUGCAAGGGUAUACACAAUAUUUAAACAAAAAAAAAAAACACAGUUUAGUUCCGAAAGUUUGUCAGUAGAUGCGAAAUUUUUGCUUUUAUUUGAUUGAGUUUUUUGGGUCACAGUAUUCGAACAUAAUAUUAAUUUAGGUGUUCCAUCAUUAUUAUUUUCUUGUUUUGUAAUGUAUAAGUAUAUAUAUAUGUAUAUAUGUUUGUAUUUGUAUGUAUGUGUGUGUGAGUGUAAACUCUUUUUAUCCUGUAAUAAUUGAUUAAUACACAUAUAUAUAUGUGUAAGUAAAGUGUCAUCGUAAAGGGGUCUGUAAACAUUUGCAUUUAACUUCUUUAUUAACUUCUUUGCCAUAAAUGUUACGGAUUCAAUUUGAACGAUUUUGGGUUUUUUUUUUGGUAUUUUUUAUUUUAAGAGCUAGAGAAAGUCUUACAUAGUACAAAAUAGAGGUCGCUUAGCCCUGUUUGAAACUCUCAAUGGAAAAAACUUGUAUAGCAAAGGGAGGGUAUGGGGCCGCAGAUUGGACUUAAACCUAGAUUAUAUAUAUAUCCAGGGCAGAAAUUGUUGAAAAUAUAUAUUUAUAUAUGUGUAUAUAUGUUUAGUGUGAGUGUGUGUUUGUUUUCUUUUUUUCUUUUAAAUUAUUUGUUGACAUUAUUAAAGGUAUCUCAUCUGUCAUCUAAUUGAAUAUAGCCAUAUCAUAUCUGCGCCUUUCCGAACCGUUUCGGACUUUGUUCGAUUUCUCGAACCAAAGCAAGCAAGAUGCCAUUUUUCUUUUCAAUAAAAAUUCGCCUUACAUAAACUAUGCAUUCAAAAGAAGUACCCCUAACUCGAACCACUUAAAAGUAUAUAUUAUAUUAUGCAUCACAGCAGUUUUUUUUUGGGAAUGGAACAAAAGUGUGCACAAAAUCUAUUCGCAAAUUCCAUAUCCCAAAUUCUGCAUGUUAGAAGAGAAAAGAAACUCUAAUAUAACGAUCUAUAGUGUUCCACAAUUUGUUUUUUUCUUGUAUAUUAACGCAACAUAUUUUUUAAAUUUUUGUUUGAAAACUUUUUGGGCGCAUAACUCUAAAGCCUGGCCUUAUUAAAUAACUCUUAUUUUUCAUUAUUUUUAUUUGUGUUUUUUUUUUUAAUCUUAGUUGUUAGAUUUGAGCACUUUUUGCAAUUGCUGUCAAAUACAAUAAGUACGUAAAUAUUUUCUGAUAUACAUAAUUACUAGAUGAUGUGUUUCUCGUCGGCGUCCCCAUCCAAUCUUUGUCUAAUCGGAUAAUUAGUUCUUGCCAUGGAUUUGGGAUCGCUUUUUUAUAACAGUUUGCGGUUCACCUUAAUGCUAGGAUUACUCUGGCUACUUAUGUAUUUAUUGUAUAUCUGUGUAUAUAACUGACUUUAUAUGUAUAUAUCGUAAUCAUAAUAUGUAUAUGUUGUAGGAUUGUAUUAGAAAUACCAUGUAAUAAACGCUAGUUCACAAUAGUUCAGUUAAAUCCAAAAAAUGCCGUAAACAGUAAAAAGGUAAAAAGAGUUCUCAUGAUUUUCUCGGUACUCCAGAGUAAAUACAACGAGGAGUUUUUAUAUAGCACCAUGUGAGUGAGUAGUGAAUGAGUAGUGUGAAUAUGAGUUAAUACGAGUUAAGGUAGUACCAAUUGUUAAAACACAAUUCACUGCAAUUUAUAUACUGUGGGUUAGUUAAGUAGAGUUAGGUUUUCAGUUAGAUUAGGGUCCUCCACUUUCGGGUUAAGUAAAAAAAUAUACAUGUGUUGUGUUAGUACUACAUUGAACAAUAGAGCAACAAUAAAUAAACUACUUAUGCUUUACAUACAUUUACUAUGAUUAGGUUAUCAAUAUUUAUUAGUUAUGUUUUUUUUUUUUCAUUAAAUCAUUCAUAAUAACAAUAUUAUCCGGCUGUGUAAGUAAGUAUUAUCCUUCUAUAUGCUAUAUGCUAUAUGCUAUAUGCUAUAUGCUACUAAAUACCAUUUAUUUUUUAGUUUUGCAAUAAUUGCUGCUUAUUGUUUGACUUUUAUAUAUCAUAAUCUGAUUUUGAUGUCGAGAAACAUUCGAAUGCCCACAUUUACACAAUAGUAAUAUCUGAAUAUCAUUCAAUCCCUGUGGGCACUUUCAUCAUCAUCGAAUUUGGUGUGUUUGUGUGUGUGUGUGUUUCGAAAACAUUCAUUGAGUAUAAAAGACAAGCGGUAUUUAGGCAA